This is a messenger RNA of Dryobates pubescens (Downy woodpecker), 1088 nucleotides long. It is a transcript of the gene IMPACT, whose product is annotated as impact RWD domain protein. Lineage: Eukaryota; Metazoa; Chordata; Aves; Piciformes; Picidae. The record is from RefSeq and is a predicted model, not a curated record. Gene Ontology annotation, biological process: regulation of translational initiation. The transcript has 11 exons. Gene Ontology annotation, cellular component: cytoplasm. The coding region runs from base 10 to 975 and encodes 321 amino acids. Gene Ontology annotation, molecular function: protein binding.
CAGGUGCCCAUGGCGGCUGCUGACGCGGCCGCGGCCCAGCAGCAGAGUGAUGAAAUCGAAGCUCUCUCAUCCAUUUAUGGUGAAGAUUGGUGUGUGGUUGAUGAAGAUGAGAAAAUCUACUGCAUUAAGAUUAGUGAUUGUCUGGAUCAUCCAAAAUGGACCCUCUGUCUGCAGGUGAUUUUGCCACCAGGAUAUCCACCUGCAGAGCCUCCUAUUUAUCAACUGAAUGCCCCUUGGCUUCGAGGACAAGAGUAUGUGGAACUGGCAAAUAGCUUGGAGGAAAUCUAUCUGCAGAACCUUGGUGAAAGUAUCCUCUACUUAUGGGUGGAGAAGAUAAGAGAAGUCCUGAUAGAAAAGGCACAGUCAUCAGAACCAGAACCAGAUGUUAAGAAAACCACUGAAGAAGCUGAAGAUGAUGCUGGAGAUGAUUUCCUCCUGGACUAUCAGCCCAUUCAGGAAGAUCCACUUCAAAUGUUGAAUUACCUUACACCUGGAAGUCAAGAAGGAGCUGAAGAGCUGCCACCCAUCCAUCAUGGAAACCCCAUCACAGAUCGAAGGAGCACUUUCCAGGCACACCUGGCUCCUGUGGUGACACCCAGGCAGGUGAAGAGAGUUCUUGAAAAGCUAUAUGAGAACAAGAAAAUUGCAACUGCUACCCACAACAUCUAUGCAUACAGGAUAUACUGUGAAGACAAGCAGACCUUCCUGCAGGACUGUGAGGAUGAUGGGGAGACAGCAGCAGGAGGACGUCUUCUCCAUCUGAUGCAGAUUCUGAAUGUCCACAACGUGCUGGUCGUGGUGUCCCGUUGGUACGGGGGGAUCCUGCUGGGACCUGACAGGUUUAAACACAUCAACAACUGUGCAAGGAGUGUCCUCGUGGAGCACAGCUAUGUACCUCCAGUGGAGGAAUCAUCUAAGCAAGCAGGAAAGAGCAAGAAGCUCAGGAAGGACACCAAGAAGAGAGCAGAGCACUAACUGAUUUGUCUUCAAAGCACAGAGGAUGAUUUUGCACAUAUUUAUACAGAGGAAGCUUGGACUUUCUUGCCCUGCCUGAGACAGCAGAGCUUUUGUUUUCACCUCAGUAAAGC